This is a messenger RNA of Ixodes scapularis (black-legged tick), 758 nucleotides long. RefSeq lists its product as uncharacterized. The record is from RefSeq and is a predicted model, not a curated record. The coding region runs from base 1 to 729 and encodes 242 amino acids. The transcript is spliced from 2 exons. Lineage: Eukaryota; Metazoa; Arthropoda; Arachnida; Ixodida; Ixodidae.
AUGGUGAUAUCCUGCGCCCGGCAACCCCUGGCCCCUCCUAGUCUUUGCCUUGAUGGUGUUGCCCUGAGGUGGACAUCAAGCGCAAAGCUGUUGGGUGUCACCCUGGACGCCCAGCUACGUUUCUCCGCUCACGUUGGAGAGGUACAGCUGCAACGGAAAAAGACUGUACUUUCGAGGGCGCGUCGGCAGCUCGGAUUUUGUCUCCGUGUAACCAAGGGGGCUGGACCCGAGACCUUAAGACAUCUCUUCACUGCACUUGUGCUUCCUCAACUUGAGUAUUGCUGCCCCAUAUGGAGCCCCCACCAGGAACACCUUGUAGCGGCACUGGAGAGCGUCCAGCGUCGGGCCGCCUACGCCACCUUGGUUAGGCGGCGCGACACACGCAUAGCACGUUACCGGGAAAUGCGAACGGCCGAUUUACUGCAAGCUGUUGGGUGGAACCCACUUGCCUUACGGCGAGAGGUGGCCUCCCUACGACUGCUGACCAACCUUUUGAUUCUGAACUCAAACCAGUCUGGCGUUGUGCUCCCUUUAAGGAAAAAUCGGACCGGUUCAUUGCAGCCUAUCUUAGCCAGAACUGAGAGGCAUCGCCAGUCUUUUGUUGUGAGGACUGUGACGCACUGGCGAUCAUUGCCACCUAGCUUCACCUUGUGCCCACCCACGGCACGAGACGAAGUGAAGGACUUCUGCCAUAGAGUAACUAGCCAUCUCCGUCAUUCGCUCACAUAGCCUUUGUGCAAGUAUCUAAUUGUUGUUGU